UGAGGGAUUCGGGGCCUAUAAAUUCUUAUCCCCUUAUUCUUUAAACUUUUAUUCUCUCGAAUGCUCAUACCCCAGACCACCACUUGAUUGCUAUAGAUUUUUCUCCUCCUGGAUUGCAUCAGAAUGACUGUCAGCAUUGAAGGCCCGCAUUCGCGCCACGAGAUUCAGAAGUCCGUGGAUGAAUACAUAGAUAGUCUCAAAGGCCGUUUAUAUCAGUUGAACAAGAGCAUCCAUGAAAACCCAGAACUUGCAUACAAGGAAUACCAUGCGCACGACGCCAUAUGCAGCUUUCUGGAAGAGCUGGGGUUCAAACCUACACGUCACGCAUACGGGUUAGAAACCGCCUUUGAAGUCAUAAGCGGUUCGGACGAGGGAAGAUGUGUCAAUUUCAAUGCUGAAUAUGAUGCACUCCCGGGAAUCGGGCAUGCUUGUGGGCAUAAUCUAAUUGCGACUGCGAGUGUGACCGGAUUUAUCGCCCUUGCACAUGUGAUCAGCAAAUUUGGAAUUAGGGGAAAAGCGCAGCUGCUCGGGACCCCUGCUGAAGAGGAUGGAGGCGGGAAGAUCGACCUGCUUAACGCUGGAGCUUACAAGCAGGCUGACGUUUCCUUGAUGCUCCAUCCUAUGUCAGACGCCCGCUUCCGCGAACACGGCGUCAUAGGAUCUUCUGGGUCGAGUUCUAUCGCCUGCUAUGAUAUUGUCUGCACCUAUGAAGGGGUUAGCGCCCACUCUGCCGCCAAUCCACAUGAGGGUAUCAACGCCCUAGACGCCGUGGUGUCGGCAUAUAACAACAUUUCCAUGCUCCGGCAACAGAUAAGACCGGACGAGCGGAUACACGGGACCAUAUUGCAAGCACCUAAGAUCACGAAUGCCAUCCCAGAACACACGGCCACAAAAUAUUCAGUUCGGAGUCCCACAAUCAAGGGCGUGCAAGAACUUGGAAAGCGAGUAUGCAAGUGCAUGGAAGCCGGUGCUCUCGCCACGGGGUGCAAGCUCAAGAUCGAAGAGAGUCCAAUUUACGCUGACCUUCGACUCAACCAGCCUCUCUGCGACGCGUUUCAGGCGCACAUGGGAGACCAGGGAGAGAAGAUCUUCUCCGGGGAGAGCGAUGGUCUGAGCGGCUCCACGGACCAAGGCAACGUUACCUAUGCUAUUCCAGGCCUGCAUGCCCUCAUCGGAAUACCAGUCACAGACGACGCGAAUAACCACACUCAUGGAUUCGCUGCUGCAGCGGGGACAGAGGUUGCACAUGAAAGGACUUUGAAGGGCGGCAAGGCGAUGGCCAUGACGGGAUUGGAUAUUUUGACGGAUGAUGACUUUUAUGCUCGGGUGAUCGAGGACUUUGAGAAAGAUAAGAAGCGUAGAUGACCGGAAGCUAGAUAGUGUCCUGCGGUGCCCGUGCAGAUCGGUCUUUACACUGCACACUAGCAUCGGCAGGAAACCCAUUUUGUCCACCUUUCGCUUGGGGUUGGGAUGCUUCACAUGCUUCACCCGAAUGCCGAAAGCACGAAACAACAUCUGGUCAUCAUUACCUACUCGCAAACUUCAGAGAAGCAAAUGCUAACUAUAAUAUAAUAAAUCAAUCCUUCAGACCUAUUGGCGGGUGUGAAAAGCCUUCGCCGAAUAACUAUUUGUACUCGCUUCCAA
Molecule: messenger RNA, 1644 nt
Organism: Coccidioides immitis RS
Lineage: Eukaryota; Fungi; Ascomycota; Eurotiomycetes; Onygenales; Onygenaceae
Product: amidohydrolase
Exons: 3
Coding region: 124-1365 (413 amino acids)
Molecular function (GO): dipeptidase activity
Source: RefSeq, a predicted model, not a curated record